AUGACGAAGUCAGGUUUCAGAUGUGGCAAGCCUGGCCAUCUAGUCAAAGACUGUCCGGUUAAGGAACCUGAGAACCAACCGAAAACUCAAGGUCAAUUAUUUUCUCUUACAGAACAAGAAGCCAAGGUGUCUAUCUCCAUGAUUCAAGGAACGCUCUCUGUUUGUAAUAUGCAAGCUAAAAUUUUGGUUGAUCCUGGAUCUUCUCACUCUUUUGUUGCACCUCACUUUGCAUGCCACAUGAAUGCUAAACCUGCACUUCUUGACUGGACUUUGGUAGUAUGGAUAUCUAUGGGGGGAUUUAUGGAAACUAAUAUGGUUUAUAAGUGCUGUGGGGUUUUGCUUGAAGGGACCCCUCUACACCUUAUUUCGGCCCUUCGAGCUUCUCAGCUGUUGGCCAAAAGAUGUGUUGGGUAUUUGGCCUAUGUAAUAGAGAAUUGGGAUGUCCAAUCCAAGUUAGAAGAGAUACCAGUGGUGAGGGAAUAUCCCGAAGAUUUUCCUAAGGUGUUGACCUCUUUGCCUCUAGUCAAGGAGGUAGAAUUUGAGAUAGAUGUGGUUUCAAGCACUGCUCCUAUCUCUAAAGCCCCUUAUAGGAUGGCCCCAGUCGAAUUAAAGGAGCUGAAGGAACAACUGCAGGAAUUGUUGGCGAAGGGGUUCAUUUGA
Amborella trichopoda is the source of this 660-nucleotide messenger RNA. RefSeq lists its product as uncharacterized. Gene Ontology annotation, molecular function: zinc ion binding; nucleic acid binding. NCBI's taxonomy places the organism in Eukaryota, Viridiplantae, Streptophyta, Magnoliopsida, Amborellales, Amborellaceae. The record is from RefSeq and is a predicted model, not a curated record.